AUGCCUUUCCACCGCAUAUCCCGUCGCCGCGCACCGCCGCCCCCCUCCGAAUCCGAAGAGGACUCCCACGCCGACCAGGAAACCAUCUCGCAAGGCGACUCGGAUAACAUGUCCGCCGCACCUACACAACGCGACCCCACUACGCCUCUCGAGGACUCUGACGAGCCAGAAGAACUCGAAGAUGAGGAGGAGGAAGAGGAGGAGGAGGAAUAUGAUGGAGAUGUCCACUCGGCAACUUCCACAGAUGCCGCGGCGAAAGGUCUAGACUCGCUUGUGGGCCUCAAGGAAAUCGGCAACCUCGCCUCCUGGACCGUGUCCACCGCGAAGCCGGGCAACGGCGUAGAGCAGCUGCGUGACGAAGACACCACACUGUUCUGGCAGAGCGAUGGACCGCAACCACACCACAUCAACAUCCACUUCGCCAAGCGCGUCAAGGUGAAGCGCAUCAGGAUGUACCUCGACUUCGAGAACGAUGAGAGCUACACGCCAACGAAGAUGAGUGUACUCAGCGGAACGGGGUUUCAUGAUCUUAUUGAGGUUACGAAGCUAGAUUUGGAACGACCGACUGGGUGGAUUGAAGUGCGGCUGGAUGAUGUGCAUGAGGAUGGCGAGCUCAGGACUUUCUUGAUUCAAGUCGCCAUCCACGCGAAUCAUCAGAAUGGAAAGGAUACGCAUGUUAGGGGACUCCAGAUCUACGCUGCCGAAACCCCCGGAUCUGCGCCCGGCGAAAUCGAGUACACGAACAUCAGCAUGCUGCAGGAGCUCCAGCUCCGUUAG
This is a messenger RNA of Tricharina praecox, 777 nucleotides long. RefSeq names its product anaphase-promoting complex, subunit 10-domain-containing protein. Gene Ontology annotation, biological process: anaphase-promoting complex-dependent catabolic process; protein K11-linked ubiquitination. Gene Ontology annotation, cellular component: anaphase-promoting complex. The record is from RefSeq and is a predicted model, not a curated record. The coding region runs from base 1 to 777 and encodes 258 amino acids. Lineage: Eukaryota; Fungi; Ascomycota; Pezizomycetes; Pezizales; Pyronemataceae. The transcript has 2 exons.